AUGAUAAACAACUAAAAGAAUAAGAAAUAGCUGCCCAUUAUUAUCUAAAAGUAUGAAGACUCCUUAAGAGAUAGUAAGUAUAAAUAAAAAUAUAGGAAAGCAAAAGGAAGUUAUAUGUAUGAUCAUUCAUUAUCAGUUGAGAGAGCAAACUAUUAUUAAAGCAAAAAUAAAAUACCGACACGAAGUUCAAGCAAUUAUCAAUCAUAGAAGAAUGACAAAGACAGAUUUUUAUAUAGCUUAGCUUCAACUUCAAAGAAUAUUAAGAACUAAAAGUCUAAAUUCACUUUUACUACUGAAGAAAUUAAUAACCAAAAUCAGAAAUUAAAGACUGACGUUUAAUUACUCUAUUAACUUAUUAAUCUUGAAUAACAGAGCCCAAAUAAACUCUAAAGUCCAAAGAAAACUAUACAACAAGCUAAAUUAAUCAAUCCAAUCUAGAAGAACAUGAAAGAUUUUACUGCAAAUUAAUUGAUCAUUUAAAAUUGUUAAGUUUGCACAAAAUCACGUAAUGGAAGAAUAGUGUAAAUUCCAUGCGAUCACUUUUAUCAUUAUGAAUGCUUUUAAUAAUAUUUAGAAAAGUGUAUAAAAAAGGGAUAUUCAUAAAUCCAUUGCCAUUGCAAAGCCAAAAUACCCUAAUAAAUUCUUCUAAAUAAUUCUAAUAUACUAAUUAUCUAAAGAUAUUUUCAUAAUUAAUAUGAGAAACUAAAAACUAAAUUUUUUAAACACAAAGAUUUUGAAAAAUGCCUCAAUUCAUUUUGCAAUUUCUUUUGGAUAAAUGAUGGCAGCAAAAGAAAGACUAUCAUUUUAUCAUAUUGUACAAAUUGCUUAAACCAAAAUUGUGCAAUAUGA
This is a messenger RNA of Paramecium tetraurelia, 849 nucleotides long. RefSeq lists its product as uncharacterized. The transcript has a single exon. NCBI's taxonomy places the organism in Eukaryota, Ciliophora, Oligohymenophorea, Peniculida, Parameciidae. The record is from RefSeq and is a predicted model, not a curated record.